AUGUCUACGUUUAGCGGCGAUGAAACAGCCCCGUUCUUCGGUUUCCUUGGCGCUGCAGCCGCACUUGUCUUCUCCUGCAUGGGAGCUGCUUAUGGAACUGCAAAGAGUGGUGUUGGUGUAGCUUCUAUGGGAGUGAUGAGACCAGAGUUGGUGAUGAAGUCGAUUGUUCCAGUUGUUAUGGCUGGUGUUUUGGGUAUUUACGGAUUGAUUAUUGCGGUUAUCAUCAGUACCGGGAUCAACCCUAAGGCUAAGUCUUACUACCUCUUUGAUGGAUACGCACAUCUCUCGUCUGGUCUUGCUUGUGGUCUUGCUGGUCUUUCUGCCGGAAUGGCCAUUGGGAUUGUGGGUGAUGCCGGUGUCAGGGCAAAUGCUCAGCAGCCUAAGCUCUUUGUCGGGAUGAUUCUUAUCCUUAUCUUCGCAGAAGCGCUUGCUCUUUACGGGCUUAUUGUAGGAAUCAUCCUCUCCUCAAGAGCUGGCCAGUCUAGAGCAGAAUGA
Arabis nemorensis is the source of this 495-nucleotide messenger RNA. NCBI's taxonomy places the organism in Eukaryota, Viridiplantae, Streptophyta, Magnoliopsida, Brassicales, Brassicaceae. The record is from the annotation of a GenBank genome assembly.